Tetranychus urticae (two-spotted spider mite) is the source of this 2213-nucleotide messenger RNA. RefSeq lists its product as uncharacterized. Gene Ontology annotation, biological process: protein phosphorylation. The record is from RefSeq and is a predicted model, not a curated record. Lineage: Eukaryota; Metazoa; Arthropoda; Arachnida; Trombidiformes; Tetranychidae. Gene Ontology annotation, molecular function: glycerate kinase activity. Gene Ontology annotation, cellular component: cytoplasm.
UACUAAUUAGUUUCUUGUUUGACAGAUAAAUACAUGUACUACGAAUUGAUUAAAUAUUUAUCAAUAUGAUUUAUAAAUUAUUUAUAAAAUGUAGAUAUGUUUUGUAAAGAAUCGAUCAGUGAACAUUCACUGAAAUAACCAUGUUUUAUAAUAUUGUGUCAAAGUAAAUAAGAUAAUCAACUCUAAACUCUUCUUUAUUGGAGGUAAAACAAUGAUGUCUAUUAUUGUCCUCAAUGUUUGUUUUGUGCUUCCAGUUUUAUCAUCAAAAUGGAAGUUUAACCAUUCAAAGUGAAUAACUGUGCUAGUUCUGAUAAUUCAGUUAUUGUAGUCCAAGAGAUUUUUCAAUCUAUUGCCAAAUACAUAUUUCUGCUGUUGAUUUGUAUCAUCCAUCGCCUAUCUGAUUAUUGAGGGAAUUUUCUUGACGUAAAUUAUUACCAUUAAUCUUUUUAUCAAUUAAGAAGGCAGUUCCUUCUUGAUAUUACUGGUAAACUGGUGAAAAGGUUUACUUUCUACAGCUUUCAUGGUUUUAGUUUCGACUUUCCCUCGAGCAUUGUUGCAAAUUUCAAAAAAAUUCAAGCCUAUUCCAAGUCAACGAUAUUUCAGCACCGCAAUGUCAGCAUUUCUUUGUGAUCAUCUUAAACAAAUCCAUUCUACAGCUUUAAAAUCAGUCAAUGGUGAUACUUUAAUUAAGGAAAUCAUUUCCUUCAAUAAAGGUUCAAUGAUAAUUACUCGUGAGAGUGAAAUCAAGCAAUUUGAUUUAAACGGUAAAGAUGUCUACUUAAUUGGAUCAGGUAAAGGUGUCCUUGGUUUGUGUCUUGGUUUCCUGAAAGCAUUGGAAAGACAAAAUGCAAGUCGAAAUGACCGAAUAACUAUAACAAAAGGAAUUAUAAGCAUGCCGGUUGGAAUAAAAUGCCAUCAUUUUGACCUUUUGGAGAGACACAACAUUACUGCUUUUUUUGGAGCUAAAAAUAAUUUACCAGAUGAAGAUUCAGUGGUAGCUACUAAUGCAAUUCUUGACCUUAUUGACAGCGUAAUCAAAGGUGAAACAUCCAGUAGGCCUAAAGUUUUCAUCUCUCUCAUCACUGGUGGAGCAUCAGCUUUAUUGGUUGCACCGCGAGAACCAUUAACUUUGACCAAAAAACGUGAACUGACUCAAACCUUGAUGGCCGCUGGUUGUACAAUCAAUGAGCUCAAUAGUGUCCGUAGCUGUUGGUCCAAAGUCAAAGCCGGUCAACUUGCAUUAAGAGUCUUGUCAGAAUCCAAUAACGUUGAGAUGGUCAAUUUAAUUGCUAGCGAUGUUAUUGGUGACCCAAUGGAUAUCAUUGGAAGUGGUCCAACAGUUUUACCUCCUGAUGAUUCAUUGAAUCCAUUGGAAAUCAUUGAUAUGUAUAAAAUAUCAAUUGACGAGGAUAUCAGAAAUUUGUGCCAACUAGUCAAGCCAAGUUCAAAUAUAGACGAUAGGUUACACAAUUUAAUCAUUGUUAACAAUCGAAUAGCGUUAAAUUCCAUUACAAAUUUGAUGACUCAAUUGGAUUAUAAAAUAAUCGAUUUGGGAAAUCAAAUUUCUGGCGAAGCGUCUACACUGGGCUCUCGGUUUGCUCAAAUUGCACGCACAUCUGAGAAGGGUGAAGGAAAAAUUUGCUGGAUUGGAGGCGGUGAAACUGUUGUAACAUUAACCACCACUCAUGGUAAAGGAGGACGGUGUCAAGAAAUGGCCUUACAAUUUUUAAUUGACACUUUCCAUGAUCAGUUGACCAAUUUUGCUUUCCUUGCUGGCGGUACUGACGGUCAGGAUGGACCAACACCGAUUUCUGGAAUUAUUUAUCAAUAUUCUGAUCGCAUUACGUCUGAGAUUUAUGAUGCAGCUAAAGUUCACCUUUCCAAUCACGACGCUUAUACUUUUUGGUCUGAAAACUUACCUGAAUGUAUGAUAGACACUGGUGGACCAACUGGAGUCAAUGUUAUGGAUAUUUACUGUCUUUUACAAUGUUAAUCAGCAAAUUGUGAUGCUAAAUUAAGAGAUUAAGUGUAUUUUAUCGUUGACUGAGUUUUCAAGGAAUUCUGCUUUAUAAAUGUCAAAAUUAUGUUAUUCAAUGUUUACUUUGAUUGCUUUGUCAUCUUUAAUCAAUGCAUUUAUUUAUGAGCAAUUUAAUUGUGUAACAACAGCCUUCAACACUCAAUCAAAGUUGAAAUAAAACUAAAUUUUCGUCUAA